UGCAACCACAUUGGUGGCUGCAGUUCCUCCUUUUGUGAGAUGCAUCGUCGAUCCCGGAAAGUACUCAAAUAGAAGUCUUCCUCAGCAUGACAGACGGAAUGUGGGAACGGAACCGACAUGGAGUAAACUGUAACGUAAAGGACUUGCGUUUGUCUUUUAAAUAUUGAUUUGUCUGUCGAACGAACGUUAUGUGACAACGAUGGACGUUUUUCUGAUACUUUGCUUCGUUGACAAAUAUUACGUGAAUGCGAACGAGUUGCAAGUAACCUAGCAUAAGUACGUAAAAUCCACUUCUAACUUUCGAAACGUCAAACGUAGUCCACUACUAUCUACGAUGCAAACAUCAACCUUGCCGGGAUAUUAAAGUGCUCAUUGUACGGCAUGUACCUCGAUCAAGAUAUUUCGAAUAUUUUGCACAAUAGACAGCUAAAAGAUGAAUUGUACCAAAGGAUAUCCCAAUUUCAGUCUGUACUACGCCAACUUUCUUAUUCAUAAUGGACCAUAUGAAAAGUACAAGUACUUAUAUAAACAUGAAGAUCACGAGACACUCGCGUAUUGCUUGUAAUUGCUAUUUUCAGGGGACAAUGUGGAACUUCCAAAAAUUUUGGCUACUAUAAAUCCUUUAACAAACAAAUAAACUAAAAGUAUUGAGAUGGACUCUCCACCGUCAUGUUCACUAAGCGCUACUGGACCUCUCAGUGAUCUUGGUAGCAGUGGAAUUGGAGGGUCCAUUUCUAGCGAUUCAGUUCGAGCACAUCUUGCAAUCGAGAUGCAAGAAAGCGAUAUAGAAAGUAAAUCUUUAUCGCAAGAUUCUUUUGAUUACUCAGAUGGUAUGUGUGGUGAAAAUUUUAAUACAUUGAAAAAAGGACCAGGAUGGACUGAUGCUGAUGGAAAACUAGAAGUUGAAGUGGUUGAUGUAGCUAUUAAACCUCCACCAGAGUUUCAAGAUAGCCCUUCUCCUCCUAACUCUGAAUCUUCAUCUGCACCGAUCCUUAGCUAUGCACGAUUAAUGAGACAAAAAGUUCCACAAUUAAUAGACGAUUAUGCCGAAAAUUUAGUACAGUCAAUGAUUGAAGAAGCGCUAAUAAUAUCUUGUAGAAUAUCAUGGCCAGAAGGAAGAAUAGCACCUGCAACAAAUCAUGUACCAGUGGUAACUCGUAGUGUAUAUAAUCCAAAACGUCUUUGGGCAACAGAUUUGUUGACACCUUCAUCGUGUCAGGGAGCUACUACUUUAAUUACCCCAUAUAGCACUUUGAAUCGUCCAAAUUCACGAUGUUCUUUAGCUUCUUCUCGUUUGUCCAGUUCUCAUAAUUCAAUAAAUACCUCAGGACUGAGUCAUAAAGUGGAUGACAGCAGUUUUAUCACCUCUGCUAUGUCACAUGAUGUUUUAACGACCAGUGAGAUUAGUGAUAUGUACAAUGUGCCCUUUGAUUCUGACAUUUAUACUGUACCAAUAGAUGUAGUUAGACCUUUGCAUGAUCUUAGAACGCCGCAAAGGCCCAAACGUCAUAGACAUCAUCGUAAAAGAAGAAGAAACGUGUCUGCUAGCUCACAGAGUGAAUUAGAAGCCCAUAUUCAGCAAGCAAGGCAUUAUUGUGGAAAACCUCGAGCAAUUACACACGUCAUAAAAUCACAGAGACUAUUAUCCGAUGUAUGCUGCAAUGAAACUGGGAAUGGAAAGCGUCAUAGCGUUCCGGGCACAUCUGGUCGACAUACGUCUCGAACAUCUAAUGGUCACAUGCAUAAUAUUGGUGAACCAAUUCACAUGACUUUACAUGAAGUGCGUCAAUAUUUGCAAACACUAUACUCAAGCUCCAGUGAUUCUAGUGAAAAUAAAAUUAAACGCGAUAAUAAAGCUCCAAUAAGUCAUACACCUGUACACCUUGCAAUGCCAAAAGGUAUUAGUGUAAAUAAUAACAAUAGAUAUAGUAACCCGCAUACAGAUUCAGCGAUGGAUACUCCGAUUUCAAACAAAAAUAGCAAUGGACUGAUUCAUAAUAACAAUAACAAUAAUAAUAAUAAUAAUAACAAUAAUCAUAAUGGUAAUGUUAAGAAGCAUAAAAAGAAUUCGUUUGUUAGCAUUAAACAUAAAAAGGUAAAAGAUGAACCACAUAAAGAGAAGGUCGAUUCUGAAAGAGAGAAGAUUAAGAAGAGCCAACGAAACUUCUCAUUAAAUUUGAAACAAACACUUUGCAAUAUCUUUAGAUUCAGGCGUUUGGGUUCUCCGGACCAUUUCGUAGAGAAAAGAAAUAGCAUUGUACAGGGUGAAAUUGUAGAAGAAGAAGAGGGUGUUGAUUCUGACCAACAUGCUAAUAAUAAUAAUACUACCUCAGAGGUAGAUUCCUCUGUACAAAAGCUACCUUUUUUUAAGCGUGCAUUACCGCCAUUGCCAAAAAGCAAUGGGCAUGUAGGAUGUGUCGAACAAGCGGAAGAUGCGCUUACAACGAUGGUAUCUAAGUGUGAAAGUCCAACUUCUAUACCACCACAAAUGCCUCUACCUGCGCCAAAAGUCGAGGACGAACCGGCAGAAGAUACCAGUAUGGAUUUUGCUGCUAGUAUUGAAAAAGUAAAAGAUUAUGGAUGGUAUUGGGGCCCAAUAUCUGGUGAAGCUGCAGAGAAGAUACUGUCGAAUGAACCAGACGGGUCAUUCAUUGUACGAGACAGUAGCGAUGAUCAUUAUAUUUUUUCCUUAUCAUUUAGACUUAACAGCUGUGUGCGACAUGUAAGAAUAGAGCACGAUCAGGGUAAUUUCAGCUUUGGAAGUUGCACAAAAUUCAAGUCUCAUACAAUUGUCGACUUUAUCGAGAAUGCGGUAGAACAUUCACGUAGUGGACGGUAUUUGUUUUUUCUUCAUCGACGGCCAGUGUUAGGUCCAAUGCGUGUGCAACUUCUUCACCCAGUGUCAAGAUUUAAACAGGUUCAAAGUUUACAGCAUACAUGCAGAUUUGUUAUUUUGAAGAUGGUACGCAGGGAUCUUAUUCCCACUCUACCUCUGCCUCGGCGGCUCAUUGAUUACCUGAGCACGCCUCAUUACUACAGUGAACAGUUAGCUGAACAGGACGAUAGAGCUGAAUCUCCUGUUAGUUCUUCAACUGGUGAAUUAGAGAAGAUUUGUUUCACACCACAAGGCCUAUCGUGAGGUACAAAUAUAUAAUCUUUUGUCCUUCAUUUUUGUGAAAUACUUGCCAAAUGUUUAGUAUGUAUGGUUUAAGAUUUAAGAUUUCACACAAUUUCGUUCCAUAUGAUUUUGUUAAAGAAUAUUACGAUUAAAUAUGGGAAUAACCUAUUUUUACAUAUAUUAUACGUUAAAUUAAAUUUGAAAUAUACAAUUUUUAUAUCUGUUUGAAAAGAAGGGUAAUCCGUUCCACGCAGUUCGUAUAUAGAAAAAUAUAGUUAAUCGCAUAAAAGUACUAAACGAAUUGGAAAACAAAAGGUAAAAUUACUUCGAUGAUAAUUUUCAAUCAGAAUUCAUAUUGAAACGAUUAAAAAUGCACAAGUAGAUUGAUAUCAGAUCUUGAAUUUUUGAUUUUCUCAUUUUGUCAUAAAAUGAUUUCCAGAGCACUUAUAUAAUAAUCUCAACAAAUUCUAUGUUAUCAGUUUUAAUAUAAGUUCCUGUUUUUUAUUUUAAAAUACCUUUACAAGUUCAUACGAUGCAAUGAAUGUAUAAUAUUCAUAUAUGUAUAAUGAUGCAAAACGGUGAUCGAAUAACUCCUUCUUGCGUGCCAUAUAUCUCAUACUACUCUGUUCAUAUAGACAUUAAAAUCAUAAUGUUCUUUAUUCAUUGGUUUUUGGCUAAUAAAUUAUGCUUUUGCCAGAGAUUAUUCAGUUAUGCAUUUCACUACUUUCUGUAAAAGUUUAAAACAUGUUUUUUAACGUAAAUAGAAAGAAUAUGAAUAUAAUUAAUCUACUUCCUACAUUUGACGUUCCACUUUAUUGAAUGAUCAAUAUAGAGUCAAUAAAUAAUUUUAAAUAUGAUGCACAUGCAAGCAAUUAUGGAAAAAUGCUGUAGACUAACACAUUAUAUCGAGGUAUAAUCUGGCAUAUAUAAAAAUCAGUUAUAUCUGUCAACUGUAGAAAAUCUCAAUAUUAAUCAGUUCAACAUGUUGUUAUAUCGUGUUUUAAGUUUAGAAGUAGCUGCCACAGACUGAUUAACUUAGACAAAAUAUUCAACGAAUUAAUGGAAUCAUAAUAUAGUAUAAAUAUUUUCAUUCAAGCAUCAAUCGUAUUUUUCCGCAAAUUAUUAUCAUAAUCAUUUCCAAGAAUAAUCUUUGGAUGGAACAUGUUAUUUUAGAUUGCUUUAUAAUGUAAAUAUUUUUGUGUACAUUACUUGAUUUUAUAGAAUAAUUAAAUCGCCAGGAAUUUAUUAAUAUCUGGCACAUUAGAUAUAUAUAUAUAUUUUGUGAUUCUUUAAGUCUAUAAAGGAUAAUUAAUAUAUGAUGUGCAAUCUUUUAAAUGUAUUACACUUGUUUGCAUUCUUUAUAGCCAAUUUUAAAAUAAGGUUUAAUGAUAUUUACCUUGAAAGGGUAAGAGCUUCUUUGUUAAAACUGAUUAGCGACUGGUGCUAUAUAAAAUUAUAAAUUAUAGAAUUCUGAUUCCUUAAAUUAUACAGUUGAAUCAAGAUAAUCCAAGUCACUGUUUAUUCUUGUGCUCAGAUAAACUUAGCAAGAUUACAUCGUGCAAUGCACUUGAUCGAAUUUAGUUAUAUUAAAUAUUUAAUUUUUUAUAAGUGGUAGUUUUACCUAUGUAAAUGAUUUUUUUCUUUUAAUUCGGAUAAAGUUUCCGAAACUUACAUUCUCGAAUUAUAUUUGAUUUGCAAUUAUUAUAUAGAUUUUAGAUUGUAGCUUAAUAUUAAGAAUUUAUAUAAGUCAAGUGAAAAGUUUUCAAUUUACAAUUUUGACUAACCAAAUGGAAAAGUAGAAAGGAGCUUCAGAUAAGAUUUAGUAAAUUGUAAUGAUACAUAUUUUUAUUUUUGUCCCUUACCUCUGAAGAGAUGUAUAAACUCAUCUUCAGAAACAGAGACAUUACUUUGAUAAAUUUUGUAUUGUGUAAUGUUAUACAGAGCUCGCUAUGAAGCAUUGAUAUAAAGAUAGAUUUUUCAAGAAAGGGGAAAGUUUUUAUACAAAAUGUGUACUAACUGUUACUAGAAAAAUUUAUUAACGAAUCUUUGUUUUACUUUAUCUUUAAAUUGCUUUUACUGUGCAGCUUCAUGAAUCAUGGAAUAGCAAGGGCCACAUAUACAUACAUAUUGCUCAGAAGUUUUUGUUGCACUUUCGUGAACUUUGCAGUACUAAAUAAACAAAUUUUAUACUCAAUAUUCACGUGGUAGAUUUUGCAAUAUAAUUACUAUUACCAGAUUGUCUGACAAGACUAUGUCUAAGGAUAAAUCUAAACAUAUGUGAAGCAUGUGCGUAUAAUUAAUGGUUAAAGGCACCAUGAUACCUCAGCCACAGCGGCAGGUAUAUAGAGCAGAAUUAGUACCAUUUUAUAACAAAUGUAUUUUACAUUAAUAUAAGUUGCACAUAUGUAUUCUUGUGAAGAAAUUAGCAUUAUUGAAAAAUAUCAAUACUUUAUUUGAUUAUGUUUCACUAUUAUUAACAUCAAAAUUAAAAAAAAAAAGAAAAAAAAAA
This is a messenger RNA of Bombus terrestris (buff-tailed bumblebee), 5627 nucleotides long. RefSeq lists its product as uncharacterized. Gene Ontology annotation, biological process: intracellular signal transduction; phosphatidylinositol phosphate biosynthetic process. The transcript has 6 exons. NCBI's taxonomy places the organism in Eukaryota, Metazoa, Arthropoda, Insecta, Hymenoptera, Apidae. Gene Ontology annotation, cellular component: phosphatidylinositol 3-kinase complex. The record is from RefSeq and is a predicted model, not a curated record. Bases 653 to 3139 code for a protein of 828 amino acids. Gene Ontology annotation, molecular function: 1-phosphatidylinositol-3-kinase regulator activity.